AACGCCCCUCGAACGGCUAAUUCAUCAGAUAUAGCCACGUGUCUAUUCCCUCCCGCGUCGUUCAUCAUCUAUCCGUUAACCCCCAUUCUCUCUCUUUCUCUGUUUCUCUCUCUUCCCAUUUCUGCAUUCCAUCCAUCCGUUACCCAAAAAAUAAAACAAAAAUCAAAAUAAAAAAAAAACAUUAAUUUGCCAAAAUUUACAUUCCCUGUAAUCCAUCCAAAAAUUUAUUCAAAAACAAAAAAAUAUGGGAAAGUUGAUUUGUGAUUCAACGACGUCAUCACCGGUAAUCCCAUGGAAAGACCCAACAACCGUCGCCGCCGUGGAUCUACCCAUAACCACCACCACCGCCGUCACCACCACCACAUGGGAUGACGUAUCAGGUCUAGAAGACCAACAAAAAAGACACCUUCAACGUCUCCACACCAAAGGCAUCCUAUGGAAACACCCACACAAUCAUAAAUCCGAUGACCCAUCAUCGGCGGUGGUGUUCAGGCUGAGCCACGGCGGAGAUGUCGAGGCAGACGGGAAUUGCUUGUUCACGGCGUCACAAAAGGCGAUGGGGUUGACGGAGAUAACCGCCAAAGAUCUACGGCGGCGGACGGUGAAAAGAUUCUUGGAAAGCAGGGGGGAGAAUGAUGAUAUAGAUAUAGAUAUAGAUAUAGCCAUAAAACAUAUGUAUGAUCCAGAUCUGAGAAAUGGAUGGGGGAUUCAUGUUGUUCAAGAAAUUAAAUUACUUGCCCACAAAGAUGACCGCCAAUCUUUAGAUUCUGCCAUCCAACAACUCGUUCAUCUUGGUAUGCAAAGAGAAUUGGCUGCAGAAUCUAUCUAUAGAGAGAGAUGUUUUGCGGUGGACAAUGGUGAGAACUGGGCAAAGUAUAUGUCGAUAUCGGGGUCCCCCGAUGAUGAGUAUGACAUCAUUACUUUGCAAUAUACGGAAGAAGGUUUGUUAACUGUUGAUGAGAACAUAGAAGGACAUGCUGCGGCUUUUGGAGACGAUAUCGCUAUUGAAUGUCUUGCUACCGAGUUUAAAAGAGAAAUCUACGUGGUGCAAGCACAUGGGUCAGAUGCUAUGGUUGAUGAAGAUAAUUGUGUGUUUUUUCUUCCACAUCGUCCAAGAAGUGAAAUUUGCGGACUGCCUUUUUUCCUUUUCAUGAAGGGAACAGGUUGGUGUGGAGCAGGGGCUGAUCACUAUGAGCCCCUCAUUGCCCAUUGUUCUCCAGUUGUAUCCCAGGAGAAAGUGGCGUUGGUGCUUUGAGUGAGCAUAUCUAUUAUUGGUUUUUGCAGUUUUGGGGGGUAGAGAUCUGAGUUAGAAAUAGUUAUAUUCUUUUUGGAAAUUUUCUGUGGAUGAAGACCAUUCAUUGAGUGGCGGCGCAGUCAUUUGUUUUUGUUUAGAAAAUUGAACCUUAUGGAAGUUUUGGUAAGUGUAGUGGUUUCAUUGCCGGAUCUUUUUGUUGUCUCAGUCGAUCAUUUUGAGAGAGGUUAUAGAAUUGUUGGUGGAGAGAGUUGUUCCGAGAGGGUUUAGCUUUUGUAUUGUCUCGGUACUAUUCUUUGUCUAAGCUAGGAAUUGUGCCGGUCUGUCGGCUGUAACCGAAAGCCAUUUUUCUUUGAAGUAGUAUUGAAUAGCAAAAUGGCUUCAGUUUCAACUGUAAUUGCAACUCCAUUCAUUCUGAUUGUCUUAACAAUCAUUUGUGGUU
Messenger RNA from Erigeron canadensis, 1694 nucleotides. RefSeq lists its product as uncharacterized. Lineage: Eukaryota; Viridiplantae; Streptophyta; Magnoliopsida; Asterales; Asteraceae. The transcript has 4 exons. Bases 245 to 1255 code for a protein of 336 amino acids. The record is from RefSeq and is a predicted model, not a curated record.